Messenger RNA from Rubroshorea leprosula, 2188 nucleotides. The record is from the annotation of a GenBank genome assembly. NCBI's taxonomy places the organism in Eukaryota, Viridiplantae, Streptophyta, Magnoliopsida, Malvales, Dipterocarpaceae.
GGGAUCAGAUCUUAAAAAUCAAACGGCUUUGAUCAACUGAAAUCCCGUUAGUUCAGUUGUCUCCCAACCACACUAUAAUAAAAUCUCUCCCAUUCCUUUUCUACCUUCGCGGUAUUUGGUGUUUUUUUAUUGCCUCCUUACUUUCUCGUUGAGGAAAUUUCCGGGUGAGGUGGGAUGCUGUCUUGUUUUUUCCCUUUUUCUCCCUCGUCUGUUUGGUUGGAUACUUACUCGUUAAGUUUUCCCUUUUUUUCCACUCUGAUUGAGUUUUUUCUUUCUUUUUAAUUGUGGAAGUGGACUUGAAUAGACUGAGGUGGGAAAUCUGAUUCUUAAUCCAGGCUCUUCUUUUAUGGAGCUAGGGAUGUCACUGAGGGGUGAUGAUGCUUCAGUACAUUCUAUUACUUUAUUUGUGGCACUUCUAUGUGCUUGCCUUGUGAUUGGUCAUCUUUUGGAGAAAAAUCGGUGGUUCAAUGAGUCAAUAACCCCAAUUUUCAUUGGACUUUUUACUGGUAUUGUGAUUCUAUUAACCUCCGCAGGAACGAGCUCACAUCUUUUCAUUUUCAGUGAAGAGCUUUUCUUCAUAUAUCUUCUGCCUCCUAUCAUAUUCAAUGCUGGGUUCCAAGUAAAAAAGAAGCAGUUUUUUCGAAAUUUUGUGACAAUCAGCUUGUUUGGUGCUGUUGGUACUUUGAUCUCGUUUGUCAUUAUAUCAGUAGGUUGUCUGCAGUUAUUCAAGAAAUUGGAUGUCGGUUUUCUUGAGUUGGGAGAUUAUCUUGCACUUGGAGCAAUCUUUUCAGCCACAGAUUCAGUUUGCACCUUGCAGGUGCUAAAUCAGGAUGAGAUGCCUCUUUUGUACAGUCUAGUCUUUGGUGAAGGUGUGGUCAAUGAUGCUACAUCUGUUGUACUUUUCAACGCAAUCCAGAGAUUUGAUCUCUCUCACAUAACAUCAAGCAUUGUUUUGGAGUUCAUUGGCAAUUUCUUAUAUUUAUUUAUUACAAGCACACUCCUAGGAGUGGGGGUUGGGUUGCUAAGCGCAUACAUCAUAAGAAAGUUGUACAUUGGCAGGCACUCUACUGAUCGUGAGGUUGCUCUCACGAUUCUUAUGGCUUACCUUUCAUAUAUGAUAGCUGAACUAUUCAAUUUGAGUAGCAUUCUUACCGUGUUCUUUUGUGGAAUUGUCAUGUCACACUACACAUGGCAUAAUGUAACUGAAAAUUCUCGAGUCACAACCAAGCAUGCAUUUGCAACAUUGUCUUUCAUAUCUGAAAUCUGUAUCUUCCUGUAUGUUGGUAUGGAUGCUUUGGAUAUUGAGAAGUGGGGAGUGGUAAACAAGAGCCGAGGGACAUCUUUUGGGGUGAGUUCAAUACUGCUUGGCCUGGUUCUGCUAGGAAGAGCAGCUUCUAUUUUUCCCCUAUCCCUUAUAUCCAAUUUAUUUAAGGCGUGUCCAGCUGAUAAAAUUACACUCAGGCAGCAGAUAACAAUAUGGUGGGCUGGGCUCAUGCGAGGUGCUGUGUCAAUGGCACUUGCUUAUAAUCAGUUUGCUAGAUCAGGGCAUACUCAAAGACUUGGAAAUGCUAUUAUGAUCACCAGCACGAUCACAAUUGUUCUCUUCACCACCGUGGUGUUUGGAUUACUGACCAAGCCUCUCAUUAGUUUCCUGCUGCCAAUGAGACAACCCAGCAGCACGGCUGGUGAAUUGCCCAUUGAUAAGUCAAUCACUGAGCCACUUCUUGCCAAUGGCAAUGGCAAUGAGCAUGAACAACUUCUUGCCAAUGGCAAUGGCCAUGUGCAUGAUCAAGAAUCUUGCAUGACAAUUCCUCGUCCUACAAGUCUACGGAUGCUCCUUACUGUCCCAGCCUAUACAGCAGUUCACUACUACUGGCGAAAGUUCGACAAUGCAUUCAUGCGCCCUGUGUUUGGUGGUCGAGGAUUUACCCCUCUUGCUCCUGGCUCACCAACAGAUCCGAUGGUUCUUCAGUGAUGAAAAUUCAUUCUAUUUUGGACGCAAAUAUAAGUUGCAGAGCUUUAGAAAUUAUCUCUUGUAAAUAUUACUAAUUAAGAUGAGAAAAAGAAUUCAUAGCUCUAUGAUAUUCCAGCGAUACCUAGCUGGCUUAGUUUAAGUGGUUUAUUGGGAAUUGUUUUUUUGUAAUCUUGAGUUGUACGGUGAGAGAGGUAAUUAAUUUACUUUGCAUGG